Microthlaspi erraticum is the source of this 2046-nucleotide messenger RNA. The record is from the annotation of a GenBank genome assembly. Lineage: Eukaryota; Viridiplantae; Streptophyta; Magnoliopsida; Brassicales; Brassicaceae.
AUGAACAAGAAUUUCACCAAUCCUCUCAAAAUCCAUGAUGGUACUUGGUUAGUCUCUAAAGGGUCAUGGUCAUCUACAUGGAGGAGUGUGGCGUUGGCUAUCAAGGACGUAAUCAUACUGGGGCAUGGUUGGGUCGUCAGAGAUGGUCGAAGCAUCGCCUUCUGGAAAGAUAAGUGGCUUAUGGGUACCCCCCUGUGUGAAGCGUCUAUUGUGGAGAUCCCACCAGCGAGCUUAUCUAUGAAGGCCAGUGAUUUAUGGUUAAACGGGACAGGAUGGGACCUUCAAAGGAUUGCAUCAUAUGUAUCGGAGGAAACGAGACUGGAUUUGGCGGCUGUGGUGGUAAACACGAGUUCAGGGAGACCGGACAUGGUCUCUUGGGGAGAAACGGCCGAUGGUAACUUUACGGUAUCAUCAGCGUACCGUUUCUUAACAUGGGAUGAGUCCUUUACACCUGAUAUGAGCAAUCUCUUUAAGCGGGUGUGGAGAGUACGAGCACCGGAGAGAGUACCGGUGUUCUUUUGGCUGAUCAGUAACCACGGAAUCAUGACGAAUCAAGAAAGGUUCCGAAGACACAUUGGAGAUACUGAGAUUUGCCAAGUCUGCAAGGCUGGGGUUGAGUCCAUUUUACAUGUGGUACGAGACUCUCCUGCAAUAUCAGGAAUAUGGCAGCGCAUCGUUUGGAGAGGUAAGCAUCGUAUCUUCUUUGCUCUGCUGCUCUAUGAAUGGUUGUAUGAGAACUUGUGUGAGGAAGCUGAGACAGGAUUCGGCCCAUGGUCGACCAUGUUUGCUGUCACUGUGUGGUGGGCAUGGAAAUGGAGAUGUGGCAAUAUUUUUGAAGAUGGUAAACUUUGGAAGGAUAGAGUGAAGUUUUUGAGAGAAUAUGCAAGAGAAGUGCAUCAAGUAAUGUCGAAGAGCGAGAAUGGGCAAUCAAGGCACAUAGAGGAGAUAAUGAUUUCGUGGCUGCCACCAUUAGUGAGUUGGAUGAAAUUAAAUACAGAUGGAGCAUCACAUGGUAAUCCAGGAUUGGCCACGGCGGGAGGAGUGAUCCGCAACGGUGAUGGAGAAUGGUGUGGUGGUUUCGCGUUGAACAUUGGACGCUGUACGGCACCGAUGGCGGAAUUAUGGGGAGUUUAUUAUGGGCUCUAUAUGGAAAGGGGAUCCGGAGACUCAAAGUCGAGGUGGAUUCUUCUUUGGUGGGAGGCCAAUCGUCUAGCUGAUGGAUUAGCGAACUAUGCUUUUGAACUACCGUUAGGGUUCCACUUGUUUGAUUUUGUUCCUCCGGAUUUGUUGGUUGUGUUGCGUGAUGAUGAGCAUGGAGUCUCGUGGUCACGGCAAGUUCGCAUGGGCCAUGCUAAUCUUCUCUGUAUCGUUCCAAUUUUAUCGGAUGUCCCCGAAGGGACUUCUGUUAUUAGCUUAUUGGUGAAAAUGGUCCGAGAGACCUCAGAAUCCCCAUUGGCGCAACGAUCUAUGAUGCUUGCGGGACAGGGGUUUGGUCACUGGCCAGCCCGUGUUCAGAGAGAGCACUGUCACUUCAUGUCUUUCUCACAACACUUACUCUGCCUCUGGAUCCUCUUACUGAAGACUCUUACAGAUGGUGUAUUGGUGAUGUCGAUUUGCCGGACUUUAAUUCCGCAAAAACUUGGGAUAUCCUACGAUCAAGGGAACAUGAGAAACCUUGGGCUUCUUCAGUUUGGUUCAAAUGUGCUACUCCUAGGAACUCUUUCACAAUGUGGACUGCACCUCUGGAUCGUCUUCCAGUUCGUAGCAGGCUUGUCUCCUGGGGAAUGCAGAGACUAUCUGUUUCAAACAGUGUAUUUUCUUCAUGGGAAGACCUUAUCAUCUGGACAACUAGGAGCCGUAAUGCUUCCCCUUCAAUGGCUUUUGAUCUAUGCAAUCUGGAGGCAGAGAAAUAACUUCCUUCACAACGUCAUUCCAAUCCCGCUGCUCACCAUCUUCAAAGACAUUGACCGGCAGAUCAUUAACUCCAUCAACGCAAGAAGAUCCAGGAAGAAUUUCCGGAAUCUCAUGGGCUUAUGGCUCACUUGA